UCAAAAGUGACUCAUAACCUAGAGAAGUAGUAGUACUACACACAUGCCCCAACAGCCUCCCAUUAAAAAAAGUUAAAACAAAUGUCUGAAAAUUGGAAAAAACUACCGAACCCCAUGUGCCCUUCCUUCCAAGACAUCCAAAGCACAUUCCCACGUCCAUCAUCAUUCACUAGUAGCUGGCACCCCAACAGGCCAAUAGGCCAAUACCAUAGUAGAAUUCAAUUCCACCUUUCUCUCUCCCAAACCAUGAUGCCAGAAAUGGAUGCCUCCUCCGCCAAAGCCCCCCAAAUCUCCGAAAUGUUCCAGAAAUUCGCUCUCGCUUUCAAGACCAAAACCUUCGAGUUCUUCGCCGACGAAAACCCCUCCCCCCUCGACGACUCCGACGGCUUCUCCCUCCUCGACUCCGCCGAAGAAAUCAUCACCGACCAAAAAGUCGUCGUCAUCAAACCCGACCCCGACCCCUCCCAUAACUACUCCCCGCCGCCGCCGCCGCAAUCGCCGCCACCGACUCCGCCUCAGAUCGCCGAAAAGACGGCACCGCUAACCGAAGCUCAGAUUAGAGAAACCACGCACGGCCUGAUCUCCUCGGUCUUCGCUGCCGUGUCCGCGUUCGAAGCUUCCUACUUCCAGCUCCAGAGCGCACACGUGCCGUUCGUGGAAGAUCACGUGACGAGCGCGGACAAGGUGUUGGUCUCGCACCUCCAGAGGCUCUCGGAGUUAAAGAAAUUCUACUGCAACCCCGAGGGUCCCGGUUUACCGUUUGGGUCGUGUUUGGAGGCUGAGGUUGAAGAGAACCAAAGCAAACUGAGAACCCUCGGCACCGUCUCCAACCGCUUGCAGUGGGAACUGGAGCAGAAGCACGACGAGGUGGUGGCGCUCAGAGCCAAACUCGACGAGAUUCGCAGUGGUAACGUGACUUUGACCAAGAAGCUUUGCGCCAACACUUUGAAUCUGAACCCCUCUUGUGAUGUUCUGUUAACUGUCAAGGUUUUCGAUUCCUUGUUGCACGACUCUUCUAGAGCGACGCAUAGGUUCACCAAGAUUCUGAUCGGCUUGAUGAGGAAAGCAGGGUGGGAUUUGGGUUUAGCGGCCAACGCAGUUCAUCCCAACGUCGAUUACGCCAAGAAAGGGCACAACCAGUACGCGCUUUUGUCGUACGUUUGUUUGGGGAUGUUUCAUGGUUUUGAUUCGUUAAAUUUCGGACUGGAACAAACGGUGUCGGACAGAAGUGGUUGUUUGAAACAAUUGCUGGAGCAUGUGUCUAGCAAUCCGAUGGAUUUGCUGGGGAUUCACCCGGGUUGCGAGUUUUCGCGGUUCUGCGAGCACAAGUACGAGAGGCUCAUCCAUCCUUCGAUGGAGUCCUCCAUUUUUGUGAAUUUGGAGGAGAAGGAGGCGGUGUUGAACUCGUGGAGGUCGUUGAGUAUGUUCUAUGAGGCAUUUGUUGGAAUGGCUAGUGCUGUUUGGACACUGCAUAAGUUGUCCUAUGCGUUUGAUCCUGUUGUUGAGAUUUUUCAGGUGGAAAGGGGUGUGGAGUUUUCUAUGAUAUACAUGGAAGAUGUCACAAAGAGAUUUACCUGGCCGCACAAGGGGAGGGCAAAGGUGGGGUUCACCGUGCUUCCUGGUUUCAGAAUUGGGAGGGUAGUUAUUCAAUCGCAGGUUUAUAUAAGCAAUUUCAGAUGUACAGAGUAGUGUAACCAGGGUUCCUCUUCAGAUGAGACUAGUACUAUGAAUCUUGUUCAUGGUUCUGUUCUGCUCUUGUGGUUUGUCUCUCAUCCGUAAGAGUUUUGCCGGAGUUUAUUAAUAGAUGCCUAAGACAAUGACAUUGCCAUAUGUGCCUGAAGAUGUUUGCUUCAUUCUAUGAAGAUGAAGUGGGAGCCGUAGCGAUGGUUUCAAGUUAUUCAGUAUAUGGUGCCAAUUCCAUGUGAGAAUCAAAAGUAUUUUUUGUUGGUAUUUUUCUCUUUCUGUUUUCCUCCCAGUUUUGUUUUUAUGCUUGUUUUAGGUCACUUGUGUAGAGUUAACUGUACAGAAUAUUCCUCUCAUUCUGGUUACUCUAACAACAAAUACACCAGUAAAUUGUGCAUGUAUCACUUAUUACUUAUAUGACAAAUAACAAUGGUUUUCUCAA
Molecule: messenger RNA, 2125 nt
Organism: Cajanus cajan (pigeon pea)
Lineage: Eukaryota; Viridiplantae; Streptophyta; Magnoliopsida; Fabales; Fabaceae
Product: protein GRAVITROPIC IN THE LIGHT 1
Biological process (GO): negative gravitropism; response to red or far red light
Source: RefSeq, a predicted model, not a curated record